Molecule: messenger RNA, 402 nt
Organism: Colletotrichum navitas
Lineage: Eukaryota; Fungi; Ascomycota; Sordariomycetes; Glomerellales; Glomerellaceae
Exons: 2
Coding region: 1-402 (133 amino acids)
Source: RefSeq, a predicted model, not a curated record
AUGGCUUCGAACCACAAAGAGCCUACGCGACCAAGGCCGACCACAGAGAAUCUGGGCCUUGCAGCAGGACUGAAUUAUCCUACAAACCCCGAUCCUCGACCGCCAAAGAUGCGCAUUCCCGUGCCUCAAGUCAUCCUGCUCCUCGCCGCCCUCUUCGGCGCCGCCGACGCUGGCUCGGGCCAUUGGAAGAGGCUGCGUCGGAUGUGUUGCGAGUGGCCGGACAACAACGUAUGCCGCGUCGGCCUCGAGCGCUGGCGCAUCUGCGACGAGGCCUGGAGGCAGGGCAAGAGCAUGGCCGGCUGCGGCGACUUUCGCCAGAACAGCGAUUUCUCCCGCGUCGCCUGUCGCCCCGGAAUCGACGGCCCGCCCGACUGGAAAGACGAGGAGAAGCCCAGGCCUUGA